This is a messenger RNA of Bombus impatiens (common eastern bumble bee), 859 nucleotides long. RefSeq lists its product as uncharacterized. The coding region runs from base 9 to 839 and encodes 276 amino acids. Lineage: Eukaryota; Metazoa; Arthropoda; Insecta; Hymenoptera; Apidae. The record is from RefSeq and is a predicted model, not a curated record. The transcript has 4 exons.
UCAAUAAAAUGCAAAGUCGGAAAGAUAAAGUUAAAGAUAAGCCGCCCUCGGAUCCACACAGAGAGUACUUGGACGCUGAGUCCACCGACGAAGAGGAGAGACAACGUAAGAUUUACGAGAAAAAUAUUAAAGGCUUCUUCUACCAACAACAAGUCUUUGGAUGGCGUUUGAAGAGUCAACAACCACCAACCUUCACAACCCAGAGCCUCGUCAGACAUGAAGUCGAUGAAGUUCAAGAGGAACUUAGACCGAUCUACGAUGAACAGGAACUGUCGAACCUGGUCAACUGUGUGAAAGACAUGACAACCUUGGGCGGACUAAGGAAGGAGGACUGGUCCUACUACUUGGAAUUGACAAUUCGAGAGUUCUUUCUAAAUCCGAACUUGACCACCCUGACCAUCUAUUAUUUAUACAACAGGCUCGCUGCUUCUCUGUCGUUCCCUAUUGUACCGGUAUACGAGCUCACCUACUUCAUCAGGGAACCACAAGAGAUCCUGCGAGCGGACACAUUUCGGGAUCGCGUGUUGUUCGGCUCGGUGAACGAUAAAGUAGAGCAGCACGUGCUGUCGGUUGUUCAAAACGUGUUGUCGCCGAUCUUCCUCAAGAUCGAAACCUGGCCAGACAGUAUCCAUCCAGAGAGGAUUCUCGCCCGCUUUGUUCAGUGGCUUAACUCGUGUUUAAUUAGUCGGGGAAAGUUUUCCGGGGAGCACGGUAUCGUAACGAUACUUCAACGAGCUGAACUACGAAACUUUCUUGUCUCCUCCUCCAGGACUUUCUUCUCUUUUUGCUCCUCUUCCCUCUUUUUCUCUCCCUCUCUGGUAAACAAUCUGUGGGUGUAAAACCGCCAGCUAUAAGUUUA